AUGGCCCUCCGAAGACCCCAUCAUAAGUCUCGCCACGGCUGUAUGGAGUGUAAAAGGAGACGCGUAAAGUGUGACGAGGCUCGACCAAUUUGUUGCAAUUGCUCUAAGCGUCAGGCAGAAUGUGAAUAUGAUUCUAGUGGUUCAGUAUUAUGGGCAAACGAAGGCUCAAAAUCCCGCACAAAGUCAAAUCUAUCGACCUCUGAGGAGCCCCAGCCGCCAGAAUGUACGGCUUCCACUGCGAAUUCAUUUGGCGUCCUUGGAAGGCUAGGCGGAAAGGGUGAAGCUACUCCGGCCCUGACCUAUCUCAACCUCGGUGACUUAGAGCUAAUGAUGCAAUGGUGCAAUUCAACCCACACGUACCUGAGUCGCAAUGAGCGUACCGACAACAUUUGGCGCUAUCGCGCACCUGAAGAAGCGCUCUCGCAUCCUUUUCUCAUGCACGGGAUCCUAUCGCUUUCAGCCCUUCAUCUAGCGCGCAUGAAGGAUGAUCAUCGCAGCCCUGCGUAUCUCGAUACCGCUGUUGCUCACCAAAAUCAAGCACUAGCGAUUUUUCGUGAACUCCUGGGUGGCAUUAAUGAAUCGAAUGCAAAGGCAAUGUUUGCAUUUGCCGGCGUAGUAGUCAUGUAUGCGCUUGGGUUUCCUCAUCCGCCAGAGCCGAAGGACCCAUGGGCGUGCGUUGAUGAAUUGAUUCAAGUAUUUGUGUUGGCCCGGGGUACACAGCAAGUGCUGCAUAAAGCGGUACCAUCAAUUGUUGGUAGCGAGUGGGAGACAAUUCUAAAGUUGGAUGACUACAACAACUCCCUGCCAGAUUCUGCUAGACAGGUGAUCGAACGAUUGCAUGAGAUAAACAAUCAUUACGGAGCACAGGACCCUACCCAUAACACAGCGAUCUAUCACCAUACUAUUGAUAUCCUCGCUGAUAUGAUAGCCGCCAUCUACGGAGGUUGGAUCUCUGUCACUGUCGCCUGCAGGUGGGCAAUCAGACUAAAGCCAGAAUUCGUGGACAUGGUCAGAGACCGCAGUCCCUUGGCUCUGGUUAUCUUAACUCAUUAUUGUGCCGUCCUUUAUGACCUACGAGAAUGCUGGUACGUUGGUGAAUGGAGUAUCAGAGUGCCAAAAGCGAUUUGGCAGAUCUUGGAUGACAACUGGAAACUACUGGUUCGCGGGCCAAUGGAGGCCAUUUUUGGAGACAGUUUUUCCUUUGAAAAUGGUCAGAUUGAGCUUGGGUAG
Aspergillus tanneri is the source of this 1230-nucleotide messenger RNA. RefSeq lists its product as uncharacterized. Bases 1 to 1230 code for a protein of 409 amino acids. Lineage: Eukaryota; Fungi; Ascomycota; Eurotiomycetes; Eurotiales; Aspergillaceae. Gene Ontology annotation, molecular function: zinc ion binding; DNA-binding transcription activator activity, RNA polymerase II-specific. The record is from RefSeq and is a predicted model, not a curated record. Gene Ontology annotation, biological process: regulation of transcription by RNA polymerase II. The transcript is spliced from 2 exons.